CUACGGCAACGCCGCAUGCGCAGCUCACAAAAGUCACAGAGCACGGCCUACGACUUCCAGCAUGCCCCGCGGGCGCUUAGCACUCCGUACAAAUCACAGAGCACCGCCUACAUCCCCCAGCAGCCCCUGCGGCACGGCGCAGGCGCGGGGCGCGCAGACAAGAUGGUGCUGCUGCGGCAGGUGUACGGGUCGCUGUUCCGCCGCAGCUCCACGUUCGCGCUGUCGAUCGUGCUGGGCGCGGUGCUCUUCGAGCGCGCUUUCGACCAGGGCGCGGACGCGCUCUUCGAGCAUCUCAACGAAGGGAAACUGUGGAAACACAUCAAGCACAAGUAUGAGAACUGAGCAGCUCAGCAGCAGGAGCCAGCCUAGGGUGGCAAGAGGCACUGCAGGGAUGGAUUCAGCCUCCUGAAAAUGGGAAUGGAUUGCUGAUGGAACAACUCCAAGCCACCUACUGAUAUGAUGUGAAGCCAGAUGGACUCAAGGAGUUCUGCUGCUGUACUCCACUUACUGUGUUCAAAUAAAACUCCUGGUCCUGU
Molecule: messenger RNA, 536 nt
Organism: Vidua chalybeata
Lineage: Eukaryota; Metazoa; Chordata; Aves; Passeriformes; Viduidae
Product: cytochrome b-c1 complex subunit 9
Exons: 2
Coding region: 16-342 (108 amino acids)
Biological process (GO): mitochondrial electron transport, ubiquinol to cytochrome c
Source: RefSeq, a predicted model, not a curated record